This is a messenger RNA of Symbiodinium necroappetens, 2277 nucleotides long. NCBI's taxonomy places the organism in Eukaryota, Dinophyceae, Suessiales, Symbiodiniaceae. The record is from the annotation of a GenBank genome assembly.
GUGGGAAAGUGUUAUCAUAAGCUGCUCCGGCGACGUGUUGGGGGCGUUUUGGAGGAGGCACUGCAUGAGUUCCACCUCGGAGCCCGCAAGAAUGCCCCGGUGCUCUUCCCGGCAUUGUACAUCCAUGGCUUCCUCCGCAGGGCGAGGCAGAAGAAGCACUCGGCUGCCAUCCUCUUCUUGGACAUGCAGUCGGCCUACUACAGGGUGAUAAGGGAGCUGGCCGUGGGACAUGUGUCCAGUGAUGAUGCUGUGAUUCAUGUAUUUCGAUUUUUCGACAUUGGCCCGGAUGAGAUGCAGGAGUUUGCGACGAUGAUCCAGCAAGGGGGCAUGAUGCAGGACUGUGGAAUGCCUGCAGCUGCCCGACACCUUGCCAAAGAUCUCUUGCAUCGGUCAUGGUUUGUCACCAGACAUGGAAGUGAUGCACAAAUCAACAGCACCCAUGCUGGAUCACGCCCUGGCGAAUCAUGGGCUGAUGUGGUCUUUUCGUUCGUGCUCAGCAAGAUCCUGACGCAGAUCAUGGAGCAUGCCACGGCUGAGAACCUGCUCACGGAGUUGUCAGUCGAUGUGGAAGGGGGCAUCUACACGACAGCACCGGACAUGGAGAAAGUCCAGGCACAGGACUGUACCUGGGCUGAUGACUGUGCCUUCCCGUUGUCAGACUCCGGCCCGAACCGACUGGUAUGCAAGACAAGCAGACUGGGGUCUAUUGUUCUUGACUACUGCCAGCGGCAUGGUAUGACGCCGAACCUGAAGCCGAAGAAGACAGCCUUCAUUCUGGCGAUCCGUGGACAGGGUUCCCAGAAGACCAAACGGCGAUGGUUCCAAAGGGGAGAAAGACACCUACACCUGGCCGACUUGGAUUUGCGAGUCAAUGUCAUGAGCCAGUACGUUCACCUGGGUGGGCUGGUGGACACGGACAUGCGACUUUGUGGCGAAGCAAGACGGAGGUUGGGUAUGGCACAGGCGGCUUUUGAUGCGGGCAAGAGCCUUCUCUUCACCAACAUGUCUAUCCCCCUGCAUGUUCGGGCUUCCCUGUUCUGCUCCUCUGUUGUCUCCACCUUCUUCAACCUGGCCUUGUGGACAGAGGGUACAGAGGCGUGGCACAAGAUGGAGACUGGCUUUUCCAGGCUUCUGCGGGGACUGCUGUCAAAAACCUACAAAGGAGAUCUGCUCUACAAGGUGGCCCCUCCAGCGGUACACAUCCUCACCGGUGUGCUGCCUCUGACCUACAUUGCUCGGAAAGUCGGCCGCAAGGGGCUCUGGGCGGUCUUGCAGGAAGAGCAGACGUGGCUGCAGCAAGUCCAACGGGACUUGGCAUGGCUGGUGGGUGACAGCGAGGACUGGCCUGGACUGCGAGAACAGAGCUGGCCGGAGUGGCACAACCUCCUCGGUGGUUCUAUGCCAUGGGUCAAGCGACGAGUGCGAAGCAGAAUGGACCAGGAGAUGAAGCGAUUUCGCUCCUCUUAUGUGGUCCUCAUCUGUCUUUGGGCACUGUGGCGACGAGCCUCAGUAAAGACGGCUGGUGACGAGGAACACCAGUGGACGUUCAUGGACGAGCAGCUAAGUGCUAAGUACAGAGCAGUGGUCCAGGGCACCCUGAAGCUGUACCAGGCGGGAUCUUUUGCCCGGGAGAUGGCCCCUGGCAUUGGCAGUCGCCGCUGGCGGCAACAUGCGGAGGAGGACUACACCCUGGCGGUACCACAACAAAACUCACUGCCAGAGUCUAGUGGGACGAUCAUUGGGUGCCUACAGCAGUGCCUGGCCAAGUUCCCGCUGUACCCGACAGAGAUGGAGGAGCUGACCAACCACGUGGCGGGCGAACUGCAAGUUUUGCAGCGAGCUGGGGUGGCUGAUCAAUGGAGCACUGAGACCAUCGCGGCUAUCAAGAAUGCCUUGCAGACUUUUGAUGGCUUCACAUGGAGCCAUGUCGAACUGCAGGCUGGCGACAAGCCGGUCACGACCCUACGGAAUUUCCAGAGGGAAGUUGAGGAUGUGAACUGGCGAGCUCUAUGCCAGGAGUCUUACCACCUGGACGAGACCCCGAAAGCCUGUCUGAAACUGGCCGAGGACUGGGAAGCUGCUUUAUCCUCGGAAAGUGGACUGGCGGACGUAGCAGCCGUACAGGGCUCUUACUGGACUCUUGUGCCGGAGGAGCUGAAAGUGGCAUGGGAUGCUACACGUACAGGUGUGGCGGUACAGUUGUGCGCUCCAGCUACCUUCUGGUGCUCUCCACUCUCUCGGCCUUUUGCCCACUUGAGAGAGUUUUCUGCAACUUAA